AUGUCGACGCUCAGCCGUAGCGCGACCGACGUAGAGAAUGCGGACGAGCCCCGUUCCGCCGCACUGCGUCCAUGCACCUCAAGUCGCGUGUCAACCCACACACUGGACUGGGCAGGACCCGAUGACCCGCAGAACCCCUUCAAUUGGCGGCUGCGCAAGAAGUGGAUCGCCACCGCCCUGGCGCUGCUGGCCAGCUUCACCUCGAUGCUGAACGGCACCAUGAUCACCGUCGCGCACGAGCCCAUCGGCGAAGCCUUCCACGUCAGCGACGCCCACUUCCCACACUCGUACUGGCCCGUCGCCAGCUGGACCAUCGGCGGCGCCGUCACCUGCCUGCUGCUGCUGCCGAUCAUGGAGGACUUUGGCAUGCGGCCCACCUUUCUCGCCACGUACAUCGUGUACCUGUGCUUCCUGGUGCCGCAGGCCGUGGCGCAGAACUUCGCGACCCUGGUCAUCUGCCGCUUCUUCUCCGGCGGCUGCGUCUCGGUGCUGGCCAACACGGCCGCGGGCGUCAUCGGCAAUAUCUGGGAGGGCGAGCGGGGCCGAACCAUCCCCACGAGUCUGUACAUCACCGCCUACCUGACGGGCAGCAGUAGCGGGCCGGUCGUUGGCGGCGUCAUCCUCGAGUAUCUCGGCUGGCGAUGGAUCUCUUACAUGCAGCUGAUCUGGAUGGGAGCGCUGUUCCCGCUCUACAUCUUCCUGUUUCCGGAGACACGAGGCGUGACCAUCCUCGAACGCCGGUCCCGCAGCCUCGGCAGGACAGGUGGUCAACGGCGCCUCUCAGCCACGCGGUCGGUGCCGUUGGGUCAGAAGCUGCGGAGGAGCGUCACGCGGCCGCUGUACAUGCUCUUCACGGAGCCGGUGCUCUUCGUCUUUACCAUCUGGUCCGCCUUCAUGGUCGGAACCGUCUAUCUCUUCACACAGUCCGUCGAACAGGUCUUCUCCGGCCUGUACGGUUGGACACCAACGCAAAGCGGCUAUGUUCAGGCGGCGGUGGUGCUCGGCGAGUGCAUCGGCUGGACGGGCACACUAGUCUCUUCCAAGAUCUACUUUGGAUCCGCCUCCCGCAACACCGAAGUGCCCGGGACCCCCAUCCCAGAAGCGCGGCUGUACGUCAGCGUCUUCGCCAGCUUCAUCGGCGUCGCGGGCGGCAUGUUCGUCUACGGCUGGACGUCCUCCCCGGCGAUCCCCUGGGUCGCUCCCGCGGUCGGCCUGGCCAUGGUCGGCUUCGGCAUCAACAUCGUUGUCCUCGCCAUUGCGGACUACAUUCUCGACGCGUACAGCAGGUACGCUGGAAGCGCGAUCGCCGCUCUCGUGCUGGGUGAAGACAUCUUUGCCGCGUUUUUGCCGCUGGCGACGCAGAGCAUGUACAGCAAUCUGGGCUUCAACUGGGCGAGCUCCGUGCUGGGCUUCUUGGCCGUAGCCAUCUCCUUCACGUCGCUGUGUCUGAUCGUCUGGGGCAGGCAGCUUCGGGCGCGGAGUCCGUUCAUGGCUGGCGUGGCGGUUGUGGGCGAGAAGAGUGUAUUUACGUGA
Molecule: messenger RNA, 1533 nt
Organism: Cyphellophora europaea CBS 101466
Lineage: Eukaryota; Fungi; Ascomycota; Eurotiomycetes; Chaetothyriales; Cyphellophoraceae
Exons: 2
Coding region: 1-1533 (510 amino acids)
Biological process (GO): transmembrane transport
Molecular function (GO): transmembrane transporter activity
Source: RefSeq, a predicted model, not a curated record